This is a messenger RNA of Pelodiscus sinensis (Chinese soft-shelled turtle), 2682 nucleotides long. It is a transcript of the gene KCNJ8, whose product is annotated as potassium inwardly rectifying channel subfamily J member 8. Gene Ontology annotation, cellular component: plasma membrane. Lineage: Eukaryota; Metazoa; Chordata; Testudines; Trionychidae. Gene Ontology annotation, molecular function: ATP-activated inward rectifier potassium channel activity. The record is from RefSeq and is a predicted model, not a curated record. Gene Ontology annotation, biological process: regulation of monoatomic ion transmembrane transport; potassium ion import across plasma membrane.
GGCCUCCGGCCGCCGCCGUCCCGGUGCGGGGUCCGGCUGGGAUGCGGCCAGGCAGCGCCCGGCGCGGGACCUAGCGCGCCCGUCCUGCUCCGGCGUCUGAAUGUAGGACAGACAAGGGACAAAAGGGAGACCAGUGGAAAAGCACCUGUGUCCUGCUAGGUGGACUAUGGUGGCAGGAAGAUGUUGGCGAGGAAGAGUAUUAUCCCUGAAGAAUAUGUGCUGGCACGGAUUGCGGCUGAGAACCUUCGCAAGCCACGCAUCCGGGACCAGCCCCGCAAAGCUCGUUUCAUCGCCAAGAGCGGGGCGUGCAAUUUGGCACACAAGAACAUCCGGGAGCAGGGGCGCUUCUUGCAAGACAUCUUCACCACCUUGGUAGACCUGAAGUGGCGCCACACGCUGGUGAUCUUUACCAUGUCCUUCCUGUGCAGCUGGUUGCUCUUUGCCAUGAUAUGGUGGCUGGUGGCUUUUGCCCAUGGUGACAUGAAUGGUAGCACAGAAAACUGUAUAGGCAGUACUGACUGGACACCAUGCGUGACAUGUGUCAGGUCUUUCACUUCUGCUUUCCUCUUCUCCAUUGAAGUUCAAGUGACCAUUGGUUUUGGAGGCAGAAUGAUGACAGAAGAAUGUCCCAUGGCCAUCACCGUCCUGAUUCUGCAAAACAUUGUGGGUUUGAUUAUCAAUGCUGUCAUGCUGGGCUGCAUAUUUAUGAAGACUGCCCAGGCUCACAGAAGAGCAGAGACCUUGAUUUUCAGCCGGCAUGCGGUGAUUGCCGUUCGGAAUGGCAGACUUUGCUUCAUGUUCAGAGUGGGAGACCUGAGGAAAAGCAUGAUCAUCAGUGCCUCUGUGAGAAUACAGGUAGUGAAGAAGACGACUACGCCAGAAGGGGAGAUCAUCCCUAUACAUCAGCUAGACAUCCCGGUGGAUAAUCCCAUUGAAAGCAACAACAUUUUCCUGGUGGCUCCAUUGAUCAUUUGCCAUGUCAUAGACAAGCGGAGUCCUCUCUAUGACAUCUCUGCUAGUGACCUUGCCAGCCAAGAUUUAGAACUUAUAGUGGUACUUGAAGGAGUAGUAGAAACCACUGGCAUCACCACGCAAGCAAGAACGUCUUACAUAGCAGAGGAGAUCCUGUGGGGCCACCGCUUUGUGCCCAUUGUGACUGAAGAGGAAGGUGUGUACGCGGUUGAUUACUCCAAGUUUGGCAACACGAUCAAGGUAGCCGCUCCGCGGUGCAGUGCUAGAGAGCUGGAUGAAAAGCCUUCCAUUCUCAUCCAGACUCUUCAGAAAAGUGAACUGUCCCAUCAAAACUCCCUGCGGAAACGCAACUCCAUGCGGAGGAACAAUUCCAUGAGGAGGAACAACUCCAUGAGGAGGAACAACUCUUCCCUCCUUGUGCCCAAAGUACAGUUUCUCACGCCUGAGGGGAACCAGAGUGUGUCCGAAACAUGAUAUAUAGCCUCCCAUGAGGAUGAGCCUCUAAUAAAGGAUGAGGCACCACAAACUUUUCUAAAGAAACAGAUGCAAAAUAGAACAGUACUGGAGCUAUUUAUUCUGUUACUUAAUGAAAGCAUCACCUAACAGCAAUAGGAAACACCAUAGCACUAGGCAUAUUCGUUAAUGAAUAUUGGCACAGGAAGCAUGCUUCACUCAUGUAAUGUAUUUUAUAUUCAUAUGUGUUUUAGUGGUAUGUUAGAUUUUUUUUCCUCUAAAGGAAAUCCAUCUGGUGCCUUUCUACAGAUUGUCAUAAAAUGCAUUUUAUUUUUUAUUUUUGGAUUACAUGCUGUCAGUGGGCUGAUGUUCAAUAGCUCUGUGCACCCCGAUUCCAGUUAUUUAUGUGGGAUGUAUUGCCACUCAUAGAGGAUCUGUCAUGACCUUUGGUAAACUGUUCCAAUGGUUAAUUGCCCCGACUGUUAAAAAUUAUGCCUUAUUUCCAUUUUGAAUUUGUCUAGCUUCAACCUCCAGCCACUGGAUCUUAUUAUAUCUUUGUCUGCUAGGCUGAAGAGCCCACUAGCAUAUAUUUAUUCCUCUUCUAGAUUAAUAUAAACUUUAAUCAAGUUACUCUUUAAUCUUCUCCUUGAUAAGCUAAAUAGACUGAGUUGCUUGAGUCUAUCACUGAGAGACAUGUUUUCUAGUCUUUUAAUCAUUCUUGUGGCUUCUCUCUGAACCAAUUUAUCAACCUCUUUCUUAAAUUGUGGGCACCAGAACUGGGAACAGCAUUCCAGCAGUAGUCACAGCAGUGCCAAAUACAGAGAUAAAAUAAGCUCUUUACUCCUACUCAAGAUUCCCUUUUUAUACAUUCAAGGAUCAUAUUUACUGUACUCUGUUAGCCACAUUUUUUGUUUUGCUUUUUUUGGGGAGGAGGGGGAAAUUAAGUAAAAAAUUCAUAAACAGUUUCCCAUUAUCUUUCAAUUUAUUCUGAUUAAAUUUUUCCUCCCAGCUAAUUUGCCUCAGAAUUGUUUUCAGCUUUGUGAAAUUGGUACUUUUAAAGUACCAAGUUUGUGUUUCACAAGUGUGUGUGUGUGUGUGUGAGAGAGAGAGAGAGAGAUUCACAAAUGCGUGUGUGUGUGUGUGAGAGAGAGAAAGGGAGAGUGUGUGAGAGAGAGAAAUAAGUAUAACUGGUUUGGACUUUAUAUAUCCUGGCUCCACAGAAGUUAUUGACAAAACAUCCAGGCUACGUCUACACUG